GUUUUGCUCCUCCAGCCGGCUCUCCCAGCGCGAGUCUCACUUUCACCUCACCUUUUUAUAUGAGAGAAUUUGGUGCUUGGCCUACCUGCAAAACCGCCUCCCCGGCAACCCACCCACGCCCACCUUUUCGAUCCCUCUCUCUCUCAUUUUUGAGCCCUCACCUUUUCACCUCCAAAAAAUUUCGAGACGCUCUUUUCUCGAUUCUCUCUCAACCACACAACCCGCGCUGCUAGACGUUUAUGUUUGCUGUCUUUCGAAAAGGCGUUUGUCACCAUCAAAACAAAACCGCACAAACAACCAUUCACCCAAAUAUCAGCACUCGCUAUUGAGAAUGAAGAAAACCACCUCUGCGACCGGAGGCGCAGCCACCUUUCAGACGUCAACUUCGACCACCAUGGGCCAUCGCGUUCAGCUCACGCCCAAGCAGGUGCUGGAGAAGCUCGGAAAUCUCCAAAUGGGAUUCUACACCAAGAUGCCAGCUGAUGCCCAGUGCAUCUUCACCAUUAGUGCCCAUGUUCCCGUCAAGCGCUGGAUGAAGCACCCUUUCAAGCAGCGCGAAAUCCGCGACUGGGAUGAGAAUCAGGUCCAGAUCAAGGCAAACCUCAUUCGAAAGUUCCACCCUGAGCACCUGAUGGAGAAGGUCGCCCCGGUUGAGAAGUGGGAGCAGAUGUACGACUACUUUGACGCGGCGGACAUCUGGAGCCACGGCGCCGUCAAUCUCUGGCUCGCAAUUGACUACCUUUACCACGAGAACAAGAGCAUCGAGGAGGCCAAGGGCAAAGGUAAGGAAAUUGCAAAGGGAAAUGUCGCCGAGGCCUAUGGCCAGCAGGUCGGCGAUACCAUGGACAUUAACCCCCCCCAGCUGGCCAAUGAAAAUCCCGAGGGCUUCAUGAUCGCCGACGAUUGGGCUUACAAGUGGCUCACCCACGCCGAUAACCGCCAAAAGCUGAGCACUUGGGACCAGAAGCGCGACAUUCUCAGUAUUUUCACGGCCAACGACUGGAACAACGUCGCCCCUUGCAGUUACGAGUAUUUGGACGUGUUGCGCCGCAUCCUCAUCCAUUGGCAUCCCUUCUAUUUUGCCCCGAGCCCCGUCAAGGAUUCGAAGGAAGGUUCGACUGCCAGCAAGAACGAGUACCAAGCUGGUCAUGGAAGAGACGUGAACAAAUACCUCGUGCCGCCCAGCAGCAACGCCGUAGAGCAGCUUCGUUGCAGUUCGGCACUGGCUACUGAGUUCCCCUCGGCCGUGAAAAACUCGCCUGCUUCUUCCACCGGCAGCCAGUCCGCCAACGUUUCGCCCACCCUGCGCGUAGCCCCGCUCGCAAUCCCCAUAGUGGUUACCGCUGGCCAGGGAGACUUGAAGGUCUAUGGAGUGGAGCAUAACACGAGGCGCCACGAGCCUUCUAAAUCGGGCCCCAUUGACAUGGCACAGACCGAGUUGGCCAAGUUGCAGACGUCCGUUGAAAUAGCUGGCCCCUCCCGCCUCCCAGCCCAUCCACUUAAGAACUCAGGUCCUUCCACUCUUCCCAUUCCCUCACACACCGCAAAAGUGGCCUGCAAAUUUCACGGCAACCGCGACCGAUCUGUCUCGCAACAGUCUGAGCCUUGCCAUUGUCCUCGAUGUGACAAGAAGUCUCGAAGCGUCCUCGUCCAGGGACUCUCUAUCGACGGAAUCCCGCAGGAAAAGUACACGCACCAAAUCAAGGGGUUCUUCGGUAAAUGGGGAGAGGUCGAGUCGUGUGAGCCAACAUGCCCGAAGGCUCACCCUUACCGACUCGGCGGAAGAUCUCUCAGAAACUUCUUUGUCUACUUCAAGUCGGACGACAGCGCCGUGAGGGCGUGCAACGAAGCCCACGGACAGUCCCUGUACCCUCUGGCCAACAAGCUCAAGGUAGUCUUUCCGUACCACUCCAGGCACUACAUCGAGCUGUACUCGCCGGCCUCUAAGCAGUCACACGUUAGCCUCCGAUCGGCGACACAGCCGGCCGAGCACAUGACCAUAGACAAGGGUACCGGCGUCUCAGGCGGCGAGACGCAGCCGUCGCAGCCUCAACAGCCAAAGACUCAGAACCAAAACCAGAAGCUGCGUACCCCUCCAAUGCCUUCAGUCGCGAGCAACCAAGCUUCCGGUGGUAACUCGAGCCGCAAACCUCGGCAACCACUCUCAGGCGCGUUUGUCCACCCAGCCCAAUAUAGCACUGGCAGCCCUCGCCAUAAGAACCGGGGGACGUCGGAUGGCCGCUUCUUGGAAAACAACGCUCGAUUUACCAGCUCAGCCGCAUUUGGUGGAAACCCAUUUGGCAACCCUUCCGCCUCAUCGCAAACCUCGCCAGUAUAUGUCCGCAUGCAGCCACAGCAAUACGCGCAGCAGCUAUAUCCUUCGGGAUAUCAGCAGUUUGCCGGACAGCAUCAGUUCUCGGGACAACCCCAGUUCUACGGACAGUCACAGUACACGCAGCAGCCUCAGUACGGCUCCCAAGGAUUCCACGGAAUGCGAAUGCCCGCUGGAGUGAUCCCUGGCACUUUGUUCCCGUCGGCGGCUCAACCCAUGGCCCAUAUGCCCCAGCAGCAGUACGCUGGUCACCACCCCGCUUACUGGAACCCCUCCCAGUAUGGGGCUCCCAGCUACCAGCCCUGUAAACAGGACGAGCAGCAAAACCCAGCACAGAACGCCCAGCCAGCUCGGAAGUUCCAGCCAUAUGGCGGACCCCAGACUGGCUACGGCCAGGUGCUUGCGCACCAUCCCUCGGUUGUCCCCCACCAAUACAUUCCCGUGCCUAGCGGAGCCAGCACCACAGGAAUGCUUCUGGACAUGGCCAGCCACGUUUAUAUCACUCCUGCGAGUGCGGCCGCUCCUGCAGCUCCUGGCCACGACCAGCCUUUACCGGAGCAAAAGAAGGAGCACGUAGCCGAGGAGUCUUCGAUUCUUGCCGAGAUGAACAACUCUCCUGAAGUCCAUGUCUCGCGGAAACAGUCUAGUACUUCGGAGUUGUCGGCCAUUCCUGAGAAGCCGGUUGCAACUGAGACUUCGGUCGCUAUCGAGAAUCCGGUCACCACCGAGGAGUCGGUUAUCUCCUCGCAGCCGGUCGCUUCUAAAGGCCAUGUUACUCCUCAGGAUUGUGUUUCCAGCGGCGGCGCUACUAAGGAGAUCACUGCACCCGAAAUGCAUACCAAUCCCAUUGCCGACAUUCCCGCCCAAGAGAAGAAGGGCGGUGUCUCCAAUACAGCAAUCCCUGUCGAAGAGGAGACGACUGAGGCUGGAGCAUCUGUUGUGCAUCAGAAGACCAUUGCGGCUCUGCCUCAAAUCCUCGAGGAGCCCGAAAGUGAACGUACCAAGCCGGCAACGGAGAGGCCAAAGUACGUCUUUGGUUCCCAAGACGUUCGAUUCUUCACUUCAGAAGCCGAAGAGGGGAAGGCUAUCGAAACCGUAAUCCACCGCAAGCUUCGAGUCCGCCAGAGCAUCCCCUCGGAGUGGAUGGGCAUCGAUAACGCGGGUUCUUCAGGCGUCCCCCCCAUUUCCGGCAGCGCAAAGACUCCCGUGGCUCCAGUGCCAACGGUUGUGGAGCGUCCUGAGCUGCGUGUGAACACUCAAGUCGGUGGAACGGACUUUGGCACCCGAAGCCGGUCGUCUGCAGCCGUUCUGGAGCAGAACCCGAGCCCACAGGUAGCUGGGCCGAAACAGCCGCAGCACGAGGAUACGCAAGAGGAUGGCAAGUCGAAGCCUAAGAAGAACAAGUCCAAGAAAAAGAAGCAGCAACAGGCGAGCGGUCAGCAAUCGGGGUCCCGGCCAUCUACGCUGGCCACUCUUGUCAACAGCCCUGCUGGUGGACAGCCCGAAAAUGCUGUCCAAAAAACCGGCAAGCAUGGCGCUGCCGAUACUAGCGCCGAGAACACCGCUGCCGAGGGCACUGAGGGCAAAUCGCAAAAGCGGUAUAGGCCGAGGAAGACCGAUCUCUCCACCAGCAGUGUGCAGGAGACUGCUCAUCACGUCUCGAAGGAGCUCCCGUCUGCUCCAUCGACACUUCCACCCAAGCCUGAGCAAAGCAACCUUGUCCAGCAAGACCAUGACGCUGGCUCUUCGUUGUGGGGCCAAGACAGCAACGCUCAACUUGCUUCCGGCAGAGGCUACCGUGCUGAUGCAGGCGGCUCGCUACGCGUGGACAGAAACCGUAACAACAACAACACGGGUGGCUAGCGCUAGCGUUCCUCCCAUGGCCCAGCCUACCAUGGCCACACCUCCCGAGUACGGGUACUGCUCUCCUCCCUACGGCAGCCAGUAUACCGCCAUGGCGCCACCGCCUGUUCAACAUGCCGGAACACCCCCCAUGGUCCGCGGGCCUCCCAUAGGCUACUUUACCCAGCCAGCAGCAUAUGGUCCCUAUUCCGGCUCUCCUCAAUAUGGCCAGUAUCACCCCAGCCAGCAGCAAAUGGGCGACCAGCAAUCCCAGUCUCCACCGUCGGCACAGGUCCACGUCCCUCGCAGGACGGAGUUCUCUAUGCCCCCAGUCGAGUAUCAUCCCACGCAGCCCACAGUGCCACGCCCAUUCACUGUUGCAGAGCAGCAUCAGCAGGCGCCACAGCAGCGACCCUCGCUGCUCGUGGACGAGUCGAUAGUGGUCAAGCCGGA
Lasiosphaeria miniovina is the source of this 4627-nucleotide messenger RNA. RefSeq lists its product as uncharacterized. The transcript is spliced from 3 exons. Lineage: Eukaryota; Fungi; Ascomycota; Sordariomycetes; Sordariales; Lasiosphaeriaceae. The record is from RefSeq and is a predicted model, not a curated record. Gene Ontology annotation, molecular function: RNA binding. The coding region runs from base 332 to 4195 and encodes 1287 amino acids.